Heterocephalus glaber (naked mole-rat) is the source of this 4232-nucleotide messenger RNA. RefSeq names its product F-box and leucine rich repeat protein 7 (gene Fbxl7). The record is from RefSeq and is a predicted model, not a curated record. Gene Ontology annotation, cellular component: SCF ubiquitin ligase complex. NCBI's taxonomy places the organism in Eukaryota, Metazoa, Chordata, Mammalia, Rodentia, Bathyergidae. Gene Ontology annotation, biological process: SCF-dependent proteasomal ubiquitin-dependent protein catabolic process. Gene Ontology annotation, molecular function: protein binding.
GGAUUGUGAGAGCGGCGGCUCCCCGGGCCCCGCCCGCAGCCCUCGGGGUGCCAGGAGGGGACCCGGCGCCCCUCCCUCCGCGGAGCAGCGGCCGCCCCGGACCAGAUCAGCCCCGAGCGCGGGGCGAUGAGCGGCUAACGGUCCCGUCGGGCGGGCUUUCCUCGGGCCAGAGGCGCAGGGCGUGCGCCCAGCUAUGCGGUGUCCCGGGAGACGGCGGGCAUGACGGCGGCAGGAUGGGCGCGAACAAUGGCAAGCAGUACGGCAGUGAGGGCAAAGGCAGCUCAAGCAUCUCAUCCGACGUGAGUUCAAGUACAGAUCACACGCCGACCAAAGCCCAGAAGAAUGUGGCUACCAGCGAAGACUCCGACCUGAGCAUGCGCACACUGAGCACGCCCAGCCCAGCCUUGAUAUGUCCGCCCACCCUGCCGGGAUUCCAGAAUGGAAGGGGCUCGUCCACCUCCUCGUCCUCCGUCACUGGGGAGACGGUGGCCAUGGUGCACUCCCCGCCCCCGCCCCCGCCCCGCCUCACCCACCCGCUCAUCCGGCUGGCCGCCAGACCCCAGAAGGAGCAGGCCAGCACCGACCGCCUCCCGGACCACUGCAUGGUGCACGUCUUCUCCUUCCUGCCCACCAACCAGCUGUGCCGCUGCGCGCGCGUGUGCCGCCGCUGGUACAACCUGGCGUGGGACCCACGCCUCUGGAGGACUAUCCGCCUGACGGGCGAGACCGUGCACGUGGACCGCGCCCUCAAGGUGCUGACCCGCAGGCUCUGCCAGGACACCCCCAACGUCUGCCUCAUGCUGGAAACAGUCAUCGUCAGCGGCUGCCGGCGCCUCACAGACCGAGGGCUUUACACCAUUGCCCAGUGCUGCCCGGAGCUCAGGCGCCUGGAAGUCUCGGGCUGCUACAACAUCUCCAACGAGGCCGUCUUCGACGUGGUGUCCCUCUGCCCCAACCUGGAGCACCUGGACGUGUCAGGGUGCUCCAAAGUGACCUGCAUCAGCCUGACCCGGGAGGCCUCCAUUAAACUGUCCCCCUUGCAUGGCAAACAGAUUUCCAUCCGCUACCUGGACAUGACAGACUGCUUCGUGCUGGAGGACGAAGGCCUGCACACCAUCGCGGCGCACUGCACGCAGCUCACACACCUGUACCUGCGGCGCUGUGUGCGCCUCACGGACGAGGGCCUGCGCUACCUGGUCAUCUACUGCACGUCCAUCAAGGAGCUCAGCGUCAGCGACUGCCGCUUCGUCAGUGACUUCGGCCUGCGGGAGAUCGCCAAGCUGGAGUCGCGCCUGCGGUACCUCAGCAUCGCGCACUGUGGCCGCGUCACCGACGUGGGCAUCCGCUACAUCGCCAAGUACUGCAGCAAGCUGCGCUACCUCAACGCGAGGGGCUGCGAGGGCAUCACGGACCACGGCGUGGAGUACCUCGCCAAGAACUGCGCCAAGCUCAAGUCUCUGGACAUCGGCAAGUGCCCUUUGGUCUCCGACACGGGCCUGGAGUGCCUGGCCCUGAACUGCUUCAACCUCAAGCGGCUGAGCCUGAAAUCUUGCGAGAGCAUCACGGGGCAGGGCUUGCAGAUCGUGGCUGCCAACUGCUUUGACCUGCAGAUGCUGAACGUGCAGGACUGCGAGGUGUCCGUGGAGGCGCUGCGGUUCGUGAAACGACACUGCAAGCGCUGCGUCAUCGAGCACACCAACCCUGCGUUCUUCUGAGGGAACCGCGUGGUUUUCAAUUUACAAUCGUGAACCAGACAGAAUGUUUUGUAAAGAAAGCGUCGACACCCACUCUCAGCAGCUGUUUCUUCCGGAAAGGCUCCUAGGAAUCUGGCUUUUAUUUUUCCUUAUUUUUCAUGGGCAACAGAGGUCAAAGCAAUAAAGGAGGGGGGGACACUUUUCGAUUACCGCAAACCGUGUUUGGGGUCGGGUCAUUUGAGGACAGUUUCCCUUCUCAGCAGGCUGAUCGCAGCGUCUCUAAGCCCCACCUUACUUUCAUACACACCCCACUCACCCCACCUGCACGAGCAGCGGAAGGUAUCAGAGUGGUGACGCCCUCCAGAGCUGCUCUGUAAGAUGCUGGAUUGGCCCAGCCCCUCUCCUCAAUCCCUCACCAGGCAAACCUCGGUUAGAUCUUUCACAGCACUCUGCAUAUAGAAAGAGCAUCCCAGAUCUUUUCUAAUAAUCCCUCAUGUCAAGCAGCGUGGUGAAAGUAGAGACCUGCAGGCUUUCCCCAGCUCUGCCUUAGCUAGUUGUGCUACCUUGGUCAGUGCACUUCACCUCUCUGGGGCUUCGGCUUCCAGCACUGCAUCUGAGGCCAUCCCCCGGGGGGUUAGAUUCCUGAUCACUUUAGAACUGACAGAACAGAGAUAGGAAUAAACAGAAGAACCCUGAUAGAGAACAAAGGCAUCUGUCUCUUGCCAGAGAAUUGAUUCUGUGAAUGGGGUGUGCUCUGGGGAGCUUCUGCAGUACCAGCUGCAGUGGGCAAAGGGUCUUUCCUGUCCUUUUGCUCCCAUCUGAGCGCCACCUUGGAUGGCUGCCUGGGCGGUUGGCUGUGGGUGAGACUAUUGCUGGAUGUGGUGGAAUCUAAAAGCAUCCCACACUCCACACACCUCACCAAAACCCCAGAACGUCUCAUCGUGGUGAAGCCCAGAUCCCCCAAUCAGGGUGCAUCUUAGAAGUGUUUUCAAAUAGGAAGAAAGACCUUCACAGUUUUUCAGUUAACAAGCAAGGCUCAGGAGAACACCAGUCCUCAAAGGUUUUUUCUAGUCCUUCUCAGUGCACACGUGGGAUGCCUCAGGCACAGCUGUCCUGUAGCUGGCAAGGACAGCCUCCUUGGUUCUUUGUCAUUCAGCUGUGUUUUGACUCUUUGCAUCUAUUUAUUUCUUUAUGUACCAGGCUUAAUCACGUGAAGCCUCUGGGGGUUACAUUUGUAAGUGUUUAAUUGUGCAAAUUGCCACCUUGUGUGUCUCCUCCUUGACUGCCUGCAUGUUUUCCAUUAGAGAAUGCAAAGCAGACUUCUAGGUGCUUAACUCCUGUUCCCCUAGAAGUGUCAGACCAAAGUAAAGGAACACAUUGAUAAGACAUGAGCUGAUCCACCAACUGAGCCCUUGGAAUAGAACAUUUAAAUGAUUACAAAAUAUGAAUUUUAAAUAGAUGGAAUUGAAAAUGGUCCCGUUGGGAUAGAAAUCAAUUUGGUAGCCUCAUGUAUGAGAAAUCAGGUAGCCAGAAGAAAUGACAUCGUUCCUUUUCAUGACAUUCUGUUGUCCUUUGUUAGUAAGUUGGGCGUUUUUCCCAAAUUGGUCUCCAGCCACACCUCUUCUUCAUCACUGCCGAAACAGCUUGUUCAUUUCCUUUUCAGAGGGUUGCAUGUCCAGUCCCAGAGCAUGCGCAUCCCCAAGGCAAGCGUGCUAAAUGUGUUUCAGGUCAUGCUUACACACUUCUUGACAACUGCAUUCCCACUGUAGGCUCCCGUGUGUGCGUACUGUUGUCUCAUGUUGGGAAGGAAGAGUUAGAGAUGAGAUCGCCUCUGUCCACGAGGUUUCUUUCAUACGUCAUAGGAAACAUGGCUUCCUGUGCAGCUACCAUCACCUUCAGCUCAAGUGAGCCAUCAGGACUGUGUGCUGCGGGGAAAGAGAUUUGUCUGCUUGGGGACAGUAUUUAGUGAUAGCCACAGAGUUCGGAGCCUUAAAAGUCGAAGGUAGCAUUACAUUGCUCUGUGUCCUGUGACCCUGCUCAAAGUUUCUGAAUUUCAGAGUCACAAAGGAUUGUUCCUACCCUUUGAUACUGGCCUAUUCCAAAUAAGCUGGUUUACACCUCCCAGAAGGUGCCAGCGAGUUUUACUCCCUGAACCACUCUCACCAGCAACUGACCGCACCACCCAAACUGUCUUCCAAGCAUUAGAUGAAGCCAGCUUUUCAUACCGCCUGCCCCACACGUACUAUUUCCCAGGUUCUCCCUUUUCCUGGACUCCUCCUCCUCCUCAUUCUGCUCCCCCCUGGAGUAAGAAUCUGGGACAGAGGUUACUGGGGAAACAACUCAGCAGAUGUUUAGAGACAAAAAGGCCUCUCUAAGAAACUUAUCUGUUUUAAAACAUUGCUUCCUUCCUGGCUCUGCUAAAUUGAAUGCUCAUUGUUGUUGUUGUUGUUUAAUUCUAAUGUUCAAAUCACUUUGUGCUGUAUGACUCUAGACAGCCUUAAUUUACUACCACCAAGAAAUAAAGCAAUAUGUUGGUAA